Messenger RNA from Laetiporus sulphureus 93-53, 273 nucleotides. RefSeq names its product glycoside hydrolase family 5 protein. The annotation marks the transcript as partial. NCBI's taxonomy places the organism in Eukaryota, Fungi, Basidiomycota, Agaricomycetes, Polyporales, Laetiporaceae. The transcript has 3 exons. The record is from RefSeq and is a predicted model, not a curated record.
GACACACCGCUGUGGUUUGGAGAGUGGGGCCUUCCGACGCAGUUUGAUGCAACGGAUGCGUUCCUGUACAUGUGGGCGGACGCGCAAAAGCUCGCAUAUACCCAGGGCGCAGGAUGGAUCUUCUGGAACUUCAAGGUUGAGCAGUCGGAGCUCGCGGGGAACCUGUCCCGGCAGUGGUCUUACAUCGAGGGCGUCAAGCUCGGCUACUUGACGCAGAAUCCUGCCGACUAUCACAAUGCCAGCGUAUGCGCGCCUUACAUCGAGUCUUCCUAA